AUGAUUCAAUAUCACUCUUUCAAGAUCAACCCAGCAUCGUCUUCUUCCUCGUCAUCAUCAUCAACGACAUCACCUGUCUCUUGUGCUGACAGGCCAUCCACAGCACCCUCGUUUUCCAUGUCAGUUGAUGCUUCCAAGCAGCAGAAAAGAUUCGACAACUAUCAUCGCAGGCAGCUGGCUUGCAACAACAAUAGGCUUUCACCAACAUCACUGGCUGGACCAUCUUUCAUUAAUGCAUUGCCUAUUAAUAACAUCAAGCUACCCAGUAUCAAGGAACUUGAAAAUUUGAUCAUCAACCCAACUCAAACAAGCGAACCAAUAACAACAGCGUCCACCGUAAUGCCACAGCUGCCUCCAAUCAUGUCAGUAUCCACAACAAAACGGCCAUUUUCCGCCAUUGUAGAACAAGAGUGUCGCACGAGUACAACCCACAGCAUGCGUCCUUUAAAACGACUGAAUAAUGAAAAAAGAAAGCUCAAGCCAACUCCCAAGCAGCAAUGCCACUCAUGUAACAGCACUGAAACACCCGAGUGGCGCAAAGGCCCCCUAGGUCCUCGCACGUUGUGCAAUGCAUGUGGCCUAAUUUGGACAAAGCUCUGCAAACAGAAUGGACAAGACAAUCAAAACAAGGAACUGUCAGCGACAUCCGACAGUAGUCAACAUUUAUCUCCUUUGUCGUCACCUACUUCUCAUGCAUCAUCUACUGUUUUUAGUAGUAGCAGUUACAAGAGCAGCAUUAACUGUCAGAAAUAUACGCUUUCAUUCUUGUUGACUUGA
Molecule: messenger RNA, 777 nt
Organism: Mucor velutinosus
Lineage: Eukaryota; Fungi; Mucoromycota; Mucoromycetes; Mucorales; Mucoraceae
Exons: 8
Coding region: 1-777 (258 amino acids)
Biological process (GO): regulation of DNA-templated transcription
Molecular function (GO): sequence-specific DNA binding; zinc ion binding
Source: RefSeq, a predicted model, not a curated record